AUGACUUAUCACGUCGGCUCACUGUUUGUUAAAGCAAUUGGUGUAUCGUUGAUUGGGAGAAUAUGCUGCUUGGGGGAGAGAUUAAAGCAUUGCAAACGCUUUCCAUUCUCCAUAGAACUGAAAGGUAUUAAGGCCAGAGAUACUUCUUGUACAACAACGGAGCUUUUGGGCCGUGGUAUAAACGCCACCUUAGGCGUUCCCCGAACGGUAAUAUGGAUGUUUUUCGGAAUAUCCAGUGUUAUCGAUCACGUUACUGCACGUACACCAAGGUGGGUUAAUUCGGUAGAUAUGAAGCGAUGCACUCAUGCAUGUUUAAAUAUAGCUCCGUGA
Messenger RNA from Morchella sextelata, 330 nucleotides. RefSeq lists its product as uncharacterized. Lineage: Eukaryota; Fungi; Ascomycota; Pezizomycetes; Pezizales; Morchellaceae. The record is from RefSeq and is a predicted model, not a curated record. Bases 1 to 330 code for a protein of 109 amino acids. The transcript is spliced from 4 exons.